Paramecium octaurelia is the source of this 494-nucleotide messenger RNA. NCBI's taxonomy places the organism in Eukaryota, Ciliophora, Oligohymenophorea, Peniculida, Parameciidae. The record is from the annotation of a GenBank genome assembly.
UAAUACCAUUAUGUUCACCAAUCAAUGCAAAAAGUGAUAUCCAGAUUAAACACAUCUCAAAUAUUAAUACAAGAUUUCCAUUAGGAUCUUGAUUCAAUAUUUGUAUAGAAAUUGCAAAUUAAGAAGCAAUCAUUAGUUGAGUUUGGAAUAUAAUUGCAACAGAUUCCCUUUUUUAUGUAAAUCUACGAUGUAAAUUGUGUAAAUGAUAUUUAGGAUUAUGAAGUAAAUGUGCAUCGCCUAUUGGAAACCGAGCUUGAUUUCAUGUUGAGUAAUCGCACCUACUUCAGAUAAAAAGAGAUUGAAUUGAUUCACAAAAACAUGAACAUUUCGCAUGAAGUCUUUGAUUUAUACAUCAUGGUAGGAUAUUAACUAUAUUAUUAAAGAGAUUAUAAGAUACCCUCUAUGGAGUGCCAACGAAAGCCAUAAUAAACAGAAUAAACUAAUAUCGAAUGUGGGUUGUUAAUGAAAAAAUAAAAACGAAUGAAAUUUAUUGA